CGGGGUACACCUGGCAGCUACCUGAGCAAUCAGGUCCAAAAACAACGCUGCAUUAGGAAUUUCAGUUGUUGGUACAUGUAGCGUUACAACCUCCCCUCACAACCUUCUACAACCCUGCCUUUGCCUUACCUUAGGUCCAAUUAUCUCAGGUUCAACCUUCCCUAUUCACAUAUCACAUUCUCACAUUCUCAGACGCCAUUCACCAUUCUGGGUAUUAUAUAUUCUCUCUUCGGUACUUUGCUCGGUUCGGGGGAGAGAGGCCGCAUACCACAGCCCCGCCGAACCGCUUCGCCUCGUUUGUCCUACCCCCUAUAUACUAGACUCACCGUCUAAUAGGACCUCCUGAAUUUCGUGGCUCUCGAGUACAAGUAGGGACAUUUCACCUGCGGUCAAGUCGGAAGCAAACAUCAGACCAUCUCAGUCUAAACAUCUCUAAUAUAAGUCUAAGUGUCUAAGUCAUCACCACCCCCAAUGGCAAACGACAAAGACAUCAUCACCUGCCACAUUCUGGACACCUCCAUAGGCAAGCCAGCUAAGGGGGUCCGCGUCAAGCUGGAAGGCGGGCAUGCUCCUCUUAAGACUUUCGAGUCUCAGACCGAUGACGACGGCCGCAUCAAGGCGUGGCUACCAUAUUCCAGCAUCCACUCGUCAGGAGAUGUACCUACUUACACCCUGGACGACGUGCUGAGCGAGGUGCAAACUAAGUCCACUUGGACUCUACGCUUCGACACCGGAAGCUACUUUGGCGAGGGAAACACUUUCUUUCCCGAAGUUCUGGUCUCGGUCACCGUCGAAAAAGGCCAGCAUUAUCACGUGCCACUGUUGCUGUCUCCUUAUAGCUAUACGACUUACAGAGGCAGUUAAGGCGCAUAUUAAAGGGGGCUAGAGGGGGAAAGAUCAAAACCAUUGGAGACGCUAUAGAGAAUUGCCCAUGAUUUGGAGAAAUCUCAAUAUGGAUUGUGGGGGCAACCCGGCUACAAUCGGUUCUUAUCUCAGCUACAGAUAUCGAUUGUCUUUGGCAUAUCAUCUACAGCAGUUUAGGCCUAACGUGCUUCCCUAAGCACGCAUAGGAUGGAAUACUGGCCAGAGAACCCUCAAAUAAAGGAGAAACCUUCGUUAGAACUCCAGUUCAGACUUACAACACAAUUAAAACUAAGCCACCUUUCUUAUCGAGUUUUCCAUCAUUGUUCUUGGACCCAAUGUGAAUUAAGAAAUUUCCAGCCAUUUUGG
Molecule: messenger RNA, 1230 nt
Organism: Daldinia loculata
Lineage: Eukaryota; Fungi; Ascomycota; Sordariomycetes; Xylariales; Hypoxylaceae
Product: Hydroxyisourate hydrolase
Exons: 1
Coding region: 472-864 (130 amino acids)
Biological process (GO): purine nucleobase metabolic process
Molecular function (GO): hydroxyisourate hydrolase activity
Source: RefSeq, a predicted model, not a curated record